This is a messenger RNA of Pseudoliparis swirei, 707 nucleotides long. RefSeq names its product SRA stem-loop interacting RNA binding protein (gene slirp). Lineage: Eukaryota; Metazoa; Chordata; Actinopteri; Perciformes; Liparidae. The record is from RefSeq and is a predicted model, not a curated record. The transcript has 4 exons. The coding region runs from base 70 to 381 and encodes 103 amino acids. Gene Ontology annotation, molecular function: RNA binding.
CACCUUUAACGUUGCUUUGUGGCCCCACUAUUUAGUGAAAGAAGAAGAAGAAGACGGCGACGACGAAACAUGGCGGCGCCCUCUAAGAAAGUGUUCGAGGUCUUCGUGUCUAAAAUACCAUGGACUACAGCCGGCAAGGAGAUGAGGGAGUACUUUGGGCAGUUUGGAGCAGUGAGGAAAUGUCUUCUUCCAUUUGAUAAAGAGACCGGCUUCCAUCGAGGCUUCUGCUGGGUGGGCUUCACAACAGAGGAAGGACUAAACAAUGCGCUUCAGAAAGACCCACACAUGCUGGAGGGCGCAAAGCUGCAGGUUCAGAGGAACAUACGUCCAUUUGCAGGCAAAGGUCAAAUGGAGACGGUGAACAUGACUGAAGCGCUGUGAUACUGCUGUGUGGAUGAGACUGACGUGCUAUUGGUAUUGUCCGGCCCUAGUUUACUGAGACCGUUUGCUUCUGCUUCCUCAGCUCCUUGAUAUUUGUGGGAGAUUUAGACCAUUAUACCAGGGUUGGUGUAUAUAUUUCCAUUCUGAAGUAUGACCCAAGUGUGUUUUUCCUUUUGGGACACCUUAAGUGGCUUUGGGCCUGACCAUGAUUGCCACUGUUUUAUUGCACUGUGCAGUAGUAGUCAUUAUUGUCUGUGAUAGUAUUGUACUUCCUGUAAGCAUCAUGCCACACAUGAACAAUAAAUAGAAGGUUAAUGCGAACGUUA